Molecule: messenger RNA, 525 nt
Organism: Macrosiphum euphorbiae (potato aphid)
Lineage: Eukaryota; Metazoa; Arthropoda; Insecta; Hemiptera; Aphididae
Source: the annotation of a GenBank genome assembly
AUGGAGGCCAGUGGCAAGAAGGUCACAGAAGAAAAGGCAAGGUGGCCGACUGUCCUCAUCUACGACGUGGAUAGGGACUUCGGUGGUGAGGUACUCCCAGUUCAGAUCGUCGAGCAGAACUCGGGUUUAGGUUUGGUUAAGGAGGACGUGGUCCCCCUCUUCAAGAAGGGGCCCAAGACGGGCGACUUGGUGUGGUGGGUCUGCUCGGUCAGGCCUAGCGCAUUCAAGUCCAUCGUAGGGAAGAGCCUUUUCAUCGGGCUCUCGAAGUGUAGGACUGUCGAAUAUGUUGACGUAAAUAGGUGCUUCAAAUGCCAGGGCUUCGGCCACAUGGCAAAUCGCUGCAAAGCGACGGAGGACACUUGCGGGCGUUGCGCAGCCAAGGGCCAUCGGGCAAAAGACUGCAAGAGCGUGCCGGUCAAGUGCGCCAACUGCGGUCAGGCUGCCCAGUCGGGCCAUAAGGAAUGUUCAGCUCUGCACAAGGCGACCAUAAGGGUCGCCCGUAGGACAGAUUUUGGCUCUAAAUGA